This is a messenger RNA of Vespa crabro (European hornet), 1617 nucleotides long. RefSeq lists its product as uncharacterized. Gene Ontology annotation, cellular component: nucleus. The coding region runs from base 5 to 1321 and encodes 438 amino acids. NCBI's taxonomy places the organism in Eukaryota, Metazoa, Arthropoda, Insecta, Hymenoptera, Vespidae. The transcript has 2 exons. The record is from RefSeq and is a predicted model, not a curated record.
UAUAAUGAAUGUAUUCAGAAUAGUAUCAUAUGUAUCUCAUAGAGCAUAUAGUAGAAAAAAUGUUGGUAUUCGAAGUAAAUUAAAGAUAUUAGAAUCUGCUGGAUCAGAAGUUAACCUCGAAGAAUUGGAUUUUCAUGAUUUAGAUGAAUUUGAAGCAGAGUUUAUGAAUGCUGAUAAGUUUCAUAAAAAUUAUGAGCGGGAAGUGAUAAAAAAUAGAAUCAAACUCAAGAAUCAAAUUGUUGCAACAAAAUAUUUUAAAAAAGACAAGGAUCCUAACUUCCUUACGUCUGUUGAAAAAGAUCAAAUAUUGAAACUCCAUCAAAGUAAUCCAGAAGAAUGGACUGUAGAAAUGUUAAGUAAAAGUUUUCCAGCUUUACCAAAUACUAUUAAAAAAAUUUUAAAGUCAAAUUGGUCUUACAAAUCAGUAGAACGAAUUUUGCAAUAUGAUGCUACUGUUAUUAAUAAUUGGAAACUAUUUCAAACAGGAAAAUUAUCUGUGAGUCCUGUUUUGCGAGAACAUUUAGCAAAAUUUAAAGAUAGAAACAUUGUUUUACCUAACAGACAUCUCUUAGCAGAAAAGUUAAUACCACCAAAAUCUGAACUUCCAAAACCAAAAAGUACUUUUUUUACAAAUAUUGUACAAAGUUAUUCAGAUCAGAAUAGAAGUGAUCAAUGCAAUAAUAAAAUAUUACAAAAUAAUACAGAAGCAAUUACAGAUACAAAUCUUUUAAAUAAUACUAUUAAUAAUAAUACUAUUUCAAAAAAUAUGCUUGACAAAGGAAAUCCUAUGAAAAUAUUGCAUAAAGAUAAUAUAGCAUUAAUUGGAUACAAUUCAGUCUCAUCUAAAAAGAAAAUUACUUUCGAUGAAUUUGCAAAGAAGGAACUUACAAAAAUUUAUGCAAAAUGCCCAGAAGAAGGCAUUACAUUACUAAAUGCUUAUAAAAAUCAGCUUAAAAAACUUGAUAAUACAUUUUCUGAUAUUAAUGACGAUAUUGUACAAUCAGAACAUAUAAAAACAUUAAAAGAAAAAGAAGUAGAAGAAAAAAAAGACUUGAAUUUUUCAACAUCAAUCCAAGAAAAAACACUAACUUCUUUAAAAAAAAGUGAAUCACCUCAACUUGUUCCUACAGACAAAAAUGAUUCCAAGUUAGACACUUAUGUGAAGGCAUGGAACAAAAAAAUAGAAGAACAUGAAGUAUAUUCACGACCAAUACAAAUACCACAAAAUAUAUACCAAAAAGGCAAAACUUACAGAAUUUCUGAUUGCUAUUAUGAUGAUGAUGGAGAGUUUUUGUAUAGAGUACCAGGUGUCAGAAAUUAAUGAUAAUACAAAUAGAUAAAUACGCGCGCGUGCAUGUGUGUGUGUGUGUGUGUGUGUGUGUGUGUAUAUAUAUAUAUGCAUAGUACAUAAUGUGUAUUAAUAAAUACUUGUAUAUUUAUGUAAGAAGAUACAAAUAUACAAUUAAUUACUUAUAAAAACAAAAGUAUUGUACCUUGAUCUAUUAUUUAGGUUCGAAAACGAGCUUGGAAAUCAACUAAUGUAAAUUUUUUAUAAGUAUAUUUUACAUUUAUAGUAAAGUAUUAAUUAUUGGCAAAUGUAUAUAAUAAUAAAAUAUG